AAACGUGCGCAGUACCACCGAACAACUACAUACUACUGAAUUACGUGUGAACGUGAUGGAUUGCGGUGAUUACGAUAACAUGAUUUACAGUACCCAACAUUAAUGACAAAUUCUUUUGUUAUUUGUGCGUUUUAGAAUUUUUAUUUUUUAAGGAGUUUUCGAAAUUCGAAAGGCUUGGUGCGAACUGUGCAUAUAUUAUUAUUAAUAUAAAUAUUGUCUCUAUGACUAUUGGCGGUCUCAUACUAUAAAAACAUGAAUGAAAAAGGCAUAAUCAGUUUAAGUUUCAAUCAAGAUCGUACUUGUUUCGCCUGUUGCACUGAAACUGGCUUAAGAAUUUACAAUGUUGAACCUGUAUCACCAAGAGAAAAGUUUGAUUUUGGCGGUGUAUCGAAAUGUGAGAUGCUCAAUCGAACAAAUCUUUUUGCCAUAAUUGCUGGUGGAAAAUACCCAAAAUAUUCUCAGAACACUGUACUGAUCUAUGAUGCUUUGUUGCAAAAAUUUGUGAUGGAAAUUACUUGUGCUUCCAGUGUAAAAUCUGUAAGAAUGAGGAGAAAUAAAAUAAUAGUUGUAACUAUGGACAAGAUAUCUGUUUUUACAUUUCCUUCAGUUGUUAAACACAUAAUCAAUUUGGAAACUCGUCCAAACCCGAUGGGGUUGUGUGAAAUCACUCCUUUAGAAACAUCUACAAAGCAAAUUAUUGCAUAUCCUGGAAAUAAAAUUGGUAGCAUUCAUAUUAUGGAUGUUUCAAAUUUAGAAGCAACAAGUUCUAGCGCUCCGGCAAUACUCAAUGCUCAUCAGGGAGAGAUUUCAUGUUUGGCUAUUAAUCCACUUGGUACACUUAUAGCUAGUGCAAGUUCCAAAGGAACCUUAAUCAGAAUCUGGGAUACUUCUCAUAAAGUCAAAGUUGCUGAAUUAAGACGUGGGUCAGAUACAGCAACAUUAUAUUGCAUAAACUUCAGUCCUAAUUCAGAAUUUUUAUGCUGCUCAAGUGACAAGGGCACAAUUCAUAUAUUUGCAGUGAUAGAAUCUGACUUAAAUCGCCGAUCUAGUCUAUCACCAUUUAGUUUUUUCAGUUCUUACUGUCAAUCACAGUGGGCUUUGGCUACUUUUACAGUACCUCCAGAAGUGGGCUGUAUUUGUACUUUUUUGACUCAAGAUACUGUUGCUGCUAUUUGUCUUGACGGUACUUAUCACAAGUUUGGAUUUUCUAAAGACGGUACUAGCAGACGUAGAGCGUUCCAAAUAUAUUUACACAAUUGUGAAGAUGAAGAGAUUUAAAUUUUUUUUUUUUUUACUUGGAAUUUUCUAUUAUAUUAAUCUAUGUACCAUAAGUUGCUCCUAAUUAGUUUUAAAAUAAAUUUAUGUG
Molecule: messenger RNA, 1366 nt
Organism: Rhopalosiphum maidis (corn leaf aphid)
Lineage: Eukaryota; Metazoa; Arthropoda; Insecta; Hemiptera; Aphididae
Product: WD repeat domain phosphoinositide-interacting protein 4-like
Exons: 7
Coding region: 253-1278 (341 amino acids)
Biological process (GO): nucleophagy; protein localization to phagophore assembly site; protein lipidation
Cellular component (GO): phagophore assembly site membrane; extrinsic component of membrane; cytosol
Molecular function (GO): phosphatidylinositol-3-phosphate binding; protein binding; phosphatidylinositol-3,5-bisphosphate binding
Source: RefSeq, a predicted model, not a curated record